Messenger RNA from Eucalyptus grandis, 3390 nucleotides. RefSeq lists its product as uncharacterized. The transcript is spliced from 5 exons. Lineage: Eukaryota; Viridiplantae; Streptophyta; Magnoliopsida; Myrtales; Myrtaceae. Gene Ontology annotation, biological process: DNA integration. Gene Ontology annotation, molecular function: oxidoreductase activity, acting on paired donors, with incorporation or reduction of molecular oxygen; monooxygenase activity; nucleic acid binding. The coding region runs from base 1 to 3390 and encodes 1129 amino acids. The record is from RefSeq and is a predicted model, not a curated record.
AUGAUUAAUCUCCUGAACGAAUACCAGGAUAUAUUUGCCUGGACUUACGCCGACAUGCCAGGGUUAGACCCUGAUAUUGUAGAGCAUGCCCUUCCGACCGAUCCUAAUGUGCCACCUAAAAAACAGAGGCUCAGAAGAACGAAGCCAGAGUUGUCUAAGAAAAUCGAAGAGAAAGUCAUGAAGUUGUUAAAAGUGGAUUUCAUUGAAGUGUCACAUUAUUCAGAUUGGAUAGCAAACAUUGUACCUGUCAUGAAAAAGGAUGGGCGAGUCAGGGUGUGCGUAGAUUAUUGUGACCUGAACCGAGCUAGUCCAAAAGACGACUUCCCACUCCCGCAUAUUGAUGUUUUAGUCGACAGUACGGCGGGAUUUGAGUUAUUCUCAUUCAUGGAUGGUUUUUCUGGAUACAACCAAAUUCGUAUGAAGGAGGAAGAUAGGAGCAAAACAUCGUUCAUAACCCCUUGGGGAACUUUCUGCUACAAAGUGAUGCCUUUCGGUCUGAAGAACGCUGGGGCAACACAAGGCAAAGACCAUGUUGAGGUCUUGCGGAAACUGUUCGAACGUCUUCGGAAGUUCCAGCUACGCCUCAAUCCUGCAAAAUGCGUUUUUGGAGCGAAAUCAGGGAAACUGUUAGGGUUCAUGGUCAAUAGUAAGGGCAUAGAGAUUGACCCGUCAAAGGUAAAGGCUAUCUGUGAUUUACAACCCCCGACUACCACUAGGGAAGUCCGCAGUCUGUUGGGACGACUCAAUUAUGUAUCAAGGUUCAUCUGUCAGUUGUCUGAAACAGCGAAGCCAUUCUUCAAGCUCCUGAAAAAGAAUGCAAAGAUUGAGUGGGAUGCUGAGUGCCAGAACGCCUUCGAGAAGAUAAAACACUAUCUCACUCACGCACCAGUCCUAGUGCCUCCUCUCCCUAAAAUUCCUCUGGUUCUGUACUUAACCAUACAUGACGAAUCAUUGGGAGCCAUGCUAGCACAGAAAAGACCAAAUGACAAAAGAGAAUGCGCGAUAUACUACUUGAGCAAGAAGUUCACCAUUUCGGAAAUGAACUACACAGAAGUUGAGAGAACUUGCGUGGCUUUAAUUUGGGUUUUGCAUAGGCUGCGGCAAUACACACUUCAUCACCGAAUCUUAUUGGUGACCGAAAACGAUCCCAUCAGGUAUCUCUUAGAGAAACCGGCAUUAGUGGGCAAGUUAGCUAAAUGGCAAAUCUUAAUUUCAGAGUUUGACGUUCAGAGCCUAGGACAAAAGUCUGUUAAAGGUCGCGCCAUAGCAGACAUGUUAGCGGAAAGUUCCAAGGGGUUCGGAGCAUCUAAUGAAGAAUGUGAUGCGGAGGAGCGAAUUCUACUUGUAUCCAGCGACACAUGGACGAUGUACUUCGAUGGUGCAGUUAACUUAGCUGGGUCUGGUACUGGGGCGGUCCUUAUUUCCCCAGAUGGACAACACUACCCUGUUGCCGCUAAAUUGACAUUUCCUUGUACGAAUAACAUCGUUGAAUAUGAAGCAUGCAUUCUCGGUCUCCAAGCUGCCGUUGAUAUGAAGAUUCGGAAGCUGCAAGUUUAUGGUGAUUCAACCCUUAUCAUCUUACAGACCGAAGCUGGGGGCUUGGACAUUGAACCGUUGAAAAUUGAAAUCCUUCGGCGCCCGGCUUAUUGUAUGACGGUUGAAGAGGAACCAGAUGGACAACCUUGGUAUCACGACAUCUUGAAGUAUCUACAGAAAGGUGAAUUCCCCGAAGGAAGUGAAGCAGCAGACAGAAAGCAUUUGAUAAAGUUAGCACCAAAAUUCUUCACUAGUGGAGAUGUCCUCUACAAAAGGUCAUUCGAUUCGACAUUGCUAAGGUGCGUCGAUGCCAAAGAAGCCAAUCGUUUGAUGAAGGAAAUACAUGAAGGGGAGUGUGGCCCCCACAUGAAUGGUCACCUCUUGGCAAGAAAGAUCAUGCGACUCGGCUACUCUUUGGUUGACAAUGGAAUCCAUUGCAUACAACAUGUGCGAUGUUGUCACCAAUGUCAAAUUUAUGGGGAUAAGAUAAACGCUCCACCAAAUGAGCUUCACCAAAUGUCCCAGUCUUGGCCCUUCUCUAUGUGGGGAAUUGACGUGAUCGGGCCCAUCAAUCCCAAGGCGUCAAAUGGACAUCGAUUUAUCUUGGUAGCAAUCGACUACUUUACGAAGUGGAUUGAAGCCAACUCGUACGCCAAUGUCACUGCCAAGAAUGUAGCCAAAUUCAUUCGCCGCGAUAUUAUCGCCCGUUAUGGGGUACCGGAGGCGAUCAUCACUGACAAUGGGUCCAACUUAAACAACAAAGUUGUAAAUGACUUGCUUGAUGAGUUUCGAGUUCGCCAUUUGAACUCAUCACCAUAUCGUCCUCAAAUGAAUGGGGCAGUUGAGGCAGCAAAUAAGAACAUAAAGAAGAUCUUGGCAAAGACUGCUGAAAAUUAUCGCGAUUGGCACGAAAGGCUUCCUUACGCACUGAUGGCAUACCGAACAUCUAUUCGCACCUCCACAGGGGCAACUCCUUUUUCGUUAGUAUAUGGAAUGGAGGCUGUCCUGCCAAUAGAAGUCGAGAUUCCCUCGUUGAGGGUCAUUUCUCAGUCAAAGCUCGAUGAAGCCGAAUGGAUACAGCAGAGGCAUGAGCAGCUAAACAUGAUUGAUGGGAAGAGACUGAAGGCAAUAUGUCAUGGUCAAUGCUAUCAGAAAUGGGUCGCGAAGGCCUUCAAUCAGAAGGUUCGUCCUAGGCACUUUGAGGUCAAUGACUUGGUGCUAAGGAAAGUCCUGCCGAUCAUCCCAGAUCCUCGUGGCAAGUUUACCCCGAACUAUGAGGGACCUUAUGUCGUUAAGAAGAUCCUCACAGGUGGUGCUAUGGUUUUAGUUGAAAUGGAUGGCCGUGAGCUGUCUAAGCCUGUAAAUGCCGAUGCUGUGUCCAACCAACUUGAUGAAGUUACAACAGAAUGGAAGAAGUUGAUCGUUGCCCCUGAAAGGUUGAUUCAAAUGGCUACCCAACCUCUGCAAAGGCAGUCGGGAGGCAGCGAUACCACGAUAGUAACCGUGAUAAGGGCAUUCUCGCUGAUCCUGAACAACCUUCCCAUCUUGAAGAAAGCUCAAGAAGAGCUCGACGCUCGGAUCGGCAAGCAGAGGCACGUGGAAGAAGCGGACAUCGCCGGCCUAACUUAUCUCCAACCUGUGGUGAAGGAGAUCCUCCAUUUACAGCCAACGGUCCUGCUCUCUCCGCCGUGCCUAUUCAGCGAGGACUGCACUGUCGGUGGGUAUCAUGUGCUUAAGGGUACACAGCUGAUCAUGAACGUCUCAAAAGUCCACACCGACUCUAGGACAUGGCCAGACCCACUGGAGUUCAGGCUCGAGAGGUUCUUAAGCAGUCACAAGGACGUCGACGUGUAA